AUGAACAACUCACCAUCUGGUUCGACCGACGAUUUGUUCAGCCUGGCCUUGAACUCCAAUACGGCUUUUUCUUUCGGCGCUGCAACCGCUGGCGAUGCACCUCUUUCGGUACAACAACAUAUCGACCGCGUGUCGGGGCUCGUGCCUGACUCUUCCCAGGCCCACUCGCGCCCUCCUUUUCUCGGUGCUCAACCGCCCGCCCAGCCUCAACCUCAACCUCAAGCUCCACUCACUCCAGCUCAACAGCUCGAAAUGAUGAACAUGAUGGUAACGCUCCAGACAAUGAUGCCAGCAAUUCAAUCGAUGCAAACGAUGUUCUCGUUUGGAUCUCAACCGGCGUCUUCCGAUACGACGCCUCGACUCUAUCCUUCGAUGUUGAGCGCCGCUUCCGCCCCCCCUGCCCCCCGUCAAUGAAGGAGCAGGAAGAACAAGCCGCUGCGAUCGCCGCCCAACUCGAAGCUCGUCGAGCCGAUCUACGGUCGAUUGGACAACGCGCGAUCGCUUUCGGCCGGACGGAAGCCAGAGCCGCGGCCGAGAAACGAGGGCCAGCAGCAUAUCUGGAAAUGCUCAAUACUGAAGGCCUAAGUCAGGAGGAACUAGGUCAGUCCCGUUGAUUCACGUUUGCUGUGUCUUGUUCCGUGUCCCAUCGCUGAUCUCUCGGCUCUCGGUUUCGCAGACUGGAUCCGCAAGCACGUGUCGUACGUAGACGACUGGUCAAAUCCCUCGGAGUUCGGCUCGACUCUUUCGACAUCCUCAACUCGCCCCUCGGGAUCGCGCUCAUCCCUUCCGCAGUCGUCGAGUCGCGCCCCGACCACCCGUGAUCCAGCUCCCGCCGCGCCGUUGCAGGACCUGACGGAGUUCAGACCCUCGACCUCGAGCCACGCAACGACGUCGCGCUCAUCUCUGCUACACGCGAAUGAUCGCAAUGGUGCUGGACAUUUGACACCAGCGGCUCGCUCGGCGCGUGGCAGGCUGAGUGGCGCUCAGACAUCGCUCAGAAAAUCGGCUUCGCACGCUUCCUCCCCCGAAUCGACACAAUCGAUGCCUACUAGGAAGGGCAAGGGCGUGGCCCACGACCCCGACACCCUCGUAUUUGGCCCGAACACGCUUGCUGGCCACGUCAAAGCUGCGAACUCCUUUAUCGUCCUUCCCAUCCUGCUGGACAAUCCGGGGUACAAAUUCACCCACAUCGGGAGAAAAUCGACCGUUCUGUCCCAGAGCCAGUUGAAGCUCGAGUUUUCCGUCGUUCGUACCGCCUGCCUUCAGUUCGACCUCGCGUUUACCCUGCCUCCGCUCCCGCUCUCGGCAUCAUCGCAAGAUGUCGAUGACGCAAUCAACAAGAAGGUUCGACGAGUUAUGGGCAACCAACAUCCGAACUACCUCAAGCGACGCGUCAGAGGUAGACGCUCAGGCGACAUUGAUGGCGAGUUUUGCGUUGCGUCCUACAAGUAAGAUCGUUACCCCGCCUCAUCUCGUGGUAGGAAGCUUGCUGACCUCUUUGCCGCACCAUAGUUUCUACUACGUGCCGGACACAAAAUCGACGACCAUUUGGGAGCCUCAACUUCUCGACGCCGUCCCAGAAGGACACAUCCGAAACGUCCGACGGCCCAACAGCUCGCAACUCAAUUUGCUGGGAGGCCGGGAGGUUGUCUCGUGCUCAUGCCCAGCCAUCGGGACCGAGACCUUAUGUCGGACGCAAAGGUGCUUGAGUUCUGCAAGGUUCUGCACAGCGCCGAGUUGCUGGCACGUCCGUUCAAGAAACGCAGCGGGGUGUCGAUUGUCGAGCGUAACGGCUUCUUCAUUCGCGACAUCUAUCGGGGCGAUCCGGAGGGGGAUGACAUACAUGAUAUUCCUUCUUUCGCCAAAGAGAACCGUCCCGCUCGACUCCGGGGCCUGUUUUUCAAUCGAACAGUCACCAAUUACGUCGAUUCGGCGGCGGAGGACUGGCGCGAGUUGGCCCGCAUCUACGCAAUCAUAGAAACCGACGACGACGAGGCCUACCGGGCCUUCUCGGCGGACGACCGGGGCAUCGGCGCCUCGGACUCGGAUCCGCAACCCGAGGACCCGAACGUCUCCUUCAUGCAAAAUCGCACGGCGAACCAGGAGUAUCUGCUCCAGCGAUGGCAACGCAUGCGAGACGAGAAGAUUGCUCAGCGCAAGGCGGAACAAGAUAGCGGCGAUGAUGAGGACGAUGACGUUACAGCAGCCCCGCUUUCGAAACGCGCCAAAUGUUCGGAAGUGAGGAGCAAGAAGAAGAAGAAGCCGAAGACUGGGGAAAGAGCGCAAGCGUCGAUCGGCGUAGGCGCCAGCGCCGGGGACGACGACGACGAAGCGAGCAUGGUUGAUUCAGCUUCGUCGACACUUUCCUCGGGUGCGGAGAGGCGUCGGGUUCAGGACUUCGUCGCCGGGAAGCAAAGAAUGCAGGACAUGAUGCGAAGUUCCGGAUCCGGAUCCGAAGAGGGAUCGGGGGGUGGUACGUUACCUCCGCCGCCAAACUUGGGUCCGAAGCGACAGCCAAGGCGGGUGAUUGA
Molecule: messenger RNA, 2531 nt
Organism: Microbotryum saponariae
Lineage: Eukaryota; Fungi; Basidiomycota; Microbotryomycetes; Microbotryales; Microbotryaceae
Source: the annotation of a GenBank genome assembly